Molecule: messenger RNA, 774 nt
Organism: Gracilinanus agilis (Agile Gracile Mouse Opossum)
Lineage: Eukaryota; Metazoa; Chordata; Mammalia; Didelphimorphia; Didelphidae
Product: cytochrome P450 2F2-like
Exons: 3
Coding region: 1-519 (172 amino acids)
Biological process (GO): xenobiotic metabolic process
Cellular component (GO): intracellular membrane-bounded organelle; cytoplasm
Molecular function (GO): oxidoreductase activity, acting on paired donors, with incorporation or reduction of molecular oxygen, reduced flavin or flavoprotein as one donor, and incorporation of one atom of oxygen; heme binding; iron ion binding
Source: RefSeq, a predicted model, not a curated record
AUGUUCCUGCUCACCCAAGGCCCCAAUCUCAAGGCCAUCCUAACUUCCUCGUUUGCCCUCAUGCUCCCCCCACACGGCAAUCUCCCCUUCUCUUCACCCAUCCAUAUACCCACCAUCGUACAGCAGACCCUUGUCACCUCACAGCUCGUUUAUUAUUCUGCUGAGAAGAUCCAGGAAGAGAUUGACAGCAUGGUGGGUCAAGAACGGCCUCCCUGCCUGGAAGACAGAGAGCGUCUACCCUACACGAAUGCCGUCAUCCAUGAGAUCCAACGCUUCAUCAGUGUGUUGCCCAUGAGUCUGCCCCACAUUCUCACCCAGGACACCCACUUUCGUGGCCACUUCCUCCCCAAGGGCACCAACAUUAUUCCAUUACUGAUAUCAGCACAUCAGGACCCAACCCAGUUCAAGGACCCGGAAAACUUCAACCCAAACAACUUCCUGGAUGACAAGGGAGCCUUCCAAAACAAUGAAGCCUUCAUGCCCUUUGCUCUAGGUUGGAACAGGGAUUGGAAUGGGUGAUGGUGGCAAUAUGGUGGGGGUGGCGGGCAAGGACUGGAAAAAAAAAAACAAAGAACUAGAUAAAGCACAAAAGCAUCACUAGGGAAACGGAGUCACAUAAUCAUCUAAAUAAUGUGACCUCUAUGAACCGCAGUUUCCUCCGCUAUAAAAGAAAGAUGACAUUUGUAUCAGCUCACAGGAAGGUUUUGAGAAAACACUUUCAAAGUGUUUUAUAAAUGUGAGUGUUGUUAUUAUCAAAGGGGGGAAAGGGUUCAA